AUGAAAGUCACAGCAGCAAUCGAAGAAGUGUUGACACAGUUUGUCGGCUUCCAUCAUGACGACGAGUGGAUGUACGGCGAAGCGGAAGAACGACGUUUGCAGCAGGAGAGCAGCGGGGGUGGUACCACAAUUGGAGGUAUCAUCGGCCCACUCAUAAUCAUUGGGAUAAUUUUGUAUUGUUGCCGAGGAAACAUUAGCUCCUGUUUUCCAUCGGAGGAAGAAAAGUUGGAUAAGGAACGCAGGAAGAUCGAAGCGCGAGCAGAUGUAGAAGCAGCGAAGAAUAGACUUGAAAACACGAAGAUGGAGACUGAAAUAUCUCAGUUUAAAAGGGCAAAUAACGCCGCAGUUGCGCAAAACUUGGCCCAAGGGAGGCUUUAUCAAGCACAAGCAAACACAACAGCUGCCGAGGCACGAGUCCAUGCCUCAACACAGGUUGCGAAUUCGAUGGCUCUCGGCGUGGUUCAAAAUGUGGGUACAGCGGCCACUGUAGAGCCAAUGGAGAUUAUCUCGCCUGCUGACCACAAAGCAAAAAUUGUUGUGGAAGAAAGGUAA
Molecule: messenger RNA, 552 nt
Organism: Cylindrotheca closterium
Lineage: Eukaryota; Bacillariophyta; Bacillariophyceae; Bacillariales; Bacillariaceae
Source: the annotation of a GenBank genome assembly